This is a messenger RNA of Symbiodinium natans, 2595 nucleotides long. Lineage: Eukaryota; Dinophyceae; Suessiales; Symbiodiniaceae. The record is from the annotation of a GenBank genome assembly.
AUGGCUGCACGCUUUCGUGGUCGCUGUCAUGUGUUUCUGUUCCCACUCACAGCCCUUGCAUGCCUGUCAUCCUUGUCGCACAUAUUGUUCGAUUUCACUCCACCAGUGAGUGGCAGAAUGGAACGAGUGGAACGUGGAUCCCGGAAAGCGCAUUCCGGGAAUGCGGAGACACCAGCAUCGUCUUCCAGCAAGAGCUUGCCGGCUUCACGUGCAGUUGCCUCCGAUCAAACAAGCACGCAGUUUGCGUCUAGAGAGGAUAAUAACCUGACCAGCGGUUGUGACGACGUGGCAAGGUUGCCAAACACAUCGCUUCUAAGCACCUUGGAAGAGGCGCCAUUGUACUCAGCAGCCCGCUCAGAGGCAGCUGCCCUUUUCUCGGAGCUGAGCAGAAACAACGAAACCGUGAGCUACAGAAUUAUUCUCAGUUUUAUGCAGACUCUCUGGGAAGGUCCACUGAAGCUUCCGUCGCAUUUGCAGAUGGAGUUGCGGAACGACCUGGCAGCUUUCCUGAUCUGGUCAGAUCGCGACAGGGAUGGAAUGGUCUCAGCGGAUGAAUUCAUCGAGUAUGUUGCAACAGCAAUCAAAGUGUCCAAGCAGGAUCUGCGUGUGUUGCGACUGGAGGUGGCCAUUCGUCGAGCCUAUGCCUUCGCAGAGAGCUUUUUCCAAAACCUGACGAAGCAUUCUUUCGAUCCGGUUGGUAAAGCCGGUGGUGCAGUGAACCGCUGGGUGCAAAGGCCAACAUGGCAGCUGACACUACCGCUGCUCCUCAACACGCUUAGCUUGAUUGGCCGGCAAAUGCUUGAGCUGUCUGACAGCAUGGACAUCUUGAGCCGAGAUAUCAGGUUCAAUGGUGGUCUCCUGGCCAAAGUCUGCCAGGGCCGAGAUUUGGAUGAUUGGGAGGAUUGCCUUCUUCGGCGCUUCUUUAGUGAUGUCAUUGCGCUGGUCCCUGCCACAGCGAUCUGCGCCUUACCUUUGCCACUGCCUGUGCAUGUUUGCCUUUUCCUCGUAAUCAAAUCUUCAGCUCCAGCGCUGCUACCAUCUCCGUUCUCCCCAUCCCGCCUGCAGCUGCUGCUUGCACGGCGUGAUCUUCGACGACAUCCUGACUUCAAGGACCGGACCUUAUACGGAGACGAGCCGUCGGAGGAGCUCGACGCUGCCGUCCUUGAGGUUUUCGAGGCCACUCCAGAUUCUGCAACGGCGCAGUUGGGAAUUCGAAAGCUGUUCGAGGAUUUAGAUACAUCUGCAAGCGGCAACGUCUCACAUAGUGGUGUGCUGAGCAUCGUGCAAGCCAUUUGGAGUGGGAGGCUGAACCUUGCAAAGAAGAAUAUGGAGGAUUUCCGAAUGGAUGCGUCCACACUGAUGGUUGCCGUAGAUCGCCGCCGGGAAGGUUGCCUGACUUUGGGUGAAUUCACUGAGUACAUCGAGACUUUGGUUGAAGUUGCCAACAACUACAAAUUUCAAGGUGCUCAGAGCGAUGGCAAGGUAUCAAGAUUUGCGCGCGAUGUUUCCGACGGAACCUCUACAUUGCUGCGCGACGUGCGGUAUGGCCUCCAUCUACUCAAGAAGCUUGUGUUCAGACACAAGCUGUCGAACAUGGAGCGAGCGAUACUGAGACGCACUUUCAAAGACUUGUCUGCAUGCUUGCCAUACUUGGCCAUCGCGUUGACCAAGUGCACAAAUGGGCAGAAGAUUCUGAUUUGCAUGUUGCUCUACUCGAAUGCGCCGUCACUCUCCCCAACGGCUUUCAGGAAGCCAAGGCGGAAAUUUGCGCGCGCAUGGGCGGCAAUUGCAAUGAAACAGCGGAGACGGGCUUACAAUGGCUGGCAGAAGCUAGAAGAGCGAGAGCAGCGAGAGCAGCGAGAGUCCGAAGGCAAGGCCUCCACUGCCUCCACCUUGCAGGACAUUCUUUCUCAGCCUUCUCAGCUUUCAGAGGCUCGGAGCUCUCUGAAACUUGAGAGGCUCUUCGAAGAAUUUGACAAUGGGAGUGGUACACUGACAUAUGGAGAAGUGUUUUCCAUCUUGUGGCCACUUUGGGAGCGAGUCCGUCACAGGAGCAGCGAACCUUUCUUGGACGCCUUGGGGCUGGUUCUUCAAAUAGCCUCGGACAGAGAUGGUGCAGUCACCAAGCCGGAGUUUGUGGAAUUCCUGCAAGCUUUGAUCGUCUUUGCCGGGCGUGAAGCGCUCUGGGAGGAGGACCUGGAGAAACCUCCUUUCGAAGUAGGGCCGAUGUGCCGCUAUGCCGCAGACAUCGCACGAAGGGAAGUGCGAGAAGUAAUGGACAGCGUCUCCAUGAUAAGCCAGGAUGUGGCAUAUUCGGGAGCUCUGCUUCAAAGCCUCCAAGACAAGGAAGGGCGCGGCAGGCGCGGCAAAUUUCUCGGCUUCUCCAGGAUUGAGUUUGACGUGCUGCAGCGCACGGCAAAGGACAUCCUGUUGUUCGUUCCGAUUGGCAUCAUCAUUGUAGCACCAUUAACCCCUGUUGGCACGGCCAUUGUCAUCGCCAUAUUCAAGCGAUUGGCUCCCACAUUGGACGCCUAUGGCAAGAUGGACCCAUUCACUGUCAUUUCGUUCAUCGAGCGAGAUGGAGCUGACUCCUAA